AUGGGUUCACGAAAACGAAGCGCAGUGUGGAAUCAUUUUGAGGAAGUAGAACCAAAAAAAGCAAAAUGCCUUUAUUGUGCGAACAUGCUAAAUUUACCCGCUGAAAAUUGCGGUAACCUAAGUAGACAUUUAAAAAGUAAACACCCCACAGUAUCCCUCGUAGCUAAAAGGCAGCCAACGCAGCAGGCAUGUUUUCAAGAAGCCCCGCAGGAUACACUUGCGGCAACAUCAACUGUGACAGAAUCUGUCACGUCCAGUGCCCCUGCCUGUGGCCCUUCCUCCGUUGAGUUACCUCCUCAUCAGUCGUCCAUCAAGGAAUAUGCGCAUAGCACAAAAUCUAUGCCGACUCGGCGUGCGGAACUUUUAGAUGAGCAGCUUGUGCGCAUGAUUGCAAAUGGCUAUUACCCAUUCAGUAUCGUGGAGGACGAAGAAUUUAAAAAAUUUGUACAUAUGCUGUGCCCAGGGUACACGCUGCCAACAAGGAAAACACUGUCACAGACGUCAAUUCUCAAAAUGUGCAAAAAAACAGGAAGAGAAAUUGAGGCAUAA
Parnassius mnemosyne (clouded apollo) is the source of this 549-nucleotide messenger RNA. The record is from the annotation of a GenBank genome assembly. Lineage: Eukaryota; Metazoa; Arthropoda; Insecta; Lepidoptera; Papilionidae.